AUGGACGAGAUGGAGGAAGAGCUCAAGUGCCCCGUGUGCGGCUCCUUCUUCCGCGAGCCUAUCAUCCUGCCCUGCUCGCACAACAUUUGCCUGGCGUGCGCUCGCAACAUUUUAGUGCAGACGCCCGACACCGAGUCCCCGCCUAGUAGCCGAGCCUCCGGGUCCGACUACGACUACCUGGACCUGGAUAAGAUGAGCCUAUACAGCGAAGCGGACAGCGGUUACGGCUCGUACGGGGGUUUCGUCAGCCUGCCCACCACGCCGUGCCAAAAGUCCCCCAACGGUGUGCGGGUGUUCCCCCCAGGUCCGGCGCCGGCAGCCCCUCCGCAGCCCAAGCACCACCACCAGCAGCAGCAGCAGCAGCAGCAGCCCUCGUCGCAAGCCGGCUGCCUGGCGCCCAUCCCCCGUAACUCGUGCAUUACGUGCCCGCAGUGCCACCGCAGCCUAGUGUUGGACGAGCGGGGUCUCCGCGGCUUCCCCCGGAACAGGGUGCUGGAGGGCGUCGUGGAACGCUACCGCCAGGGCCGGGCGGCCGCCCUUAAGUGUCAACUGUGCGAAAGGAGCCCCCGGGAGGCCACCGUCAUGUGCGAGCAGUGCGACGUCUCAUACUGCGAGCCGUGCCGGAUGCGAUGCCACCCGCCCCGCGGCCCUCUGGCCAAGCACCGGCUGCUACCGCCAGCCCAGGGCCGGGUAGGUCCCGGGCGCCGCGCCGCCCCGCGCAAAACCUCUACCUGCACGGAACACGAACUGGAAAACCUCAGCAUGUACUGCGUGCAGUGCAAAACACCCGUGUGCUACCAGUGCCUGGAGGAGGGCAAGCACGGUACGCACGAAGUCAAGGCGCUUGGGGCCAUGUGGAAGCUGCACAAGGGUCAGCUGUCUCAGGCACUCAACGGGCUGUCGGAGCGAGCUGGUGAAGCCAAAGAGUUUUUGGUGCAGCUCAGAAACACCGUGCAGCACAUUCAGGAGAAUGGCGUGGAGUUCGAAGCGUGUCUGGUGGCGCAGUGCGACGCCCUCAUCGACGCGCUGAACCGACGCAAAGCUCAGCUACUGGCUUGCAUCAACAAGGAGCACGAACACAAGCUCAAGGUUGUCCGUGACCAGAUCUCUCAUUGCACGGUGAAGUUGCGGCAAACAACGGGUCUGAUGGAGUACUGCCUGGAGGUGAUCAAAGAGAAUGACCCGAGCGGCUUCCUCCAGAUCUCGGACGCGUUGAUCCGGAGGGUGCUGAUGACUGAAAGCCAGUGGGGCAAAGGGACAUUGACGGCAAGGACGACCAGCGACUUUGACCUGACGCUGGAUAGCGCACCGCUCCUGCAAACCAUCCACCAGUUGGACUUUGUGCAGAUGAAAGUGCCUUCAGCUCCAAUGCUGCAGCUUGAAGAAUGCUGCACAGAAAACAACAGCGCCACGUUGUCAUGGAAACAGCCACCGCUCUCCACAAUCGCCGCCGAUGGAUACAUCUUGGAGCUGGACGACGGCGAGGGCGGACACUUCAGGGAAGUGUACGUGGGGACGGAGACCAUCUGCACGGUGGAUGGCCUGCACUAUAACUGUACGUACAAAUCCAGGGUGAAGGCCUUCAACGCCAGCGGGGUGGGACAGUACAGCAAGACCCUCGUCAUGCAGACUUCCCAGGCUGGACUCCCUCCGUGUGAUAUGCAAUCCGUGGGCGCAGUGGCCUGGUUCACCUUCGACACAGCGUCAGCGCAUCCAGACAUCAUCUUGUCCAACGACAACCUGACAGUGACCUGCAACAGCUACGAUGACCGCGUGGCCCUGGGUGGUGCCGCUUUCUCGCGCGGCCUCCACUAUUGGGAGAUGACGCUGGACCGCUACGACAACCACCCCGACCCCGCCUUUGGGGUGGCGCGUGCCGACGUCUUGAAAGACGUCAUGCUGGGCAAGGACGACAAGGCCUGGGCCGUGUAUGUGGACAACAACCGUUCCUGGUUCAUGCACAACAACUCGCACACCAACAGGACGGACGGCGGCAUUGGCAAAGGCUCCACUGUCGGUGUGCUGCUGGACUUGACGCGCGGGAUCCUCAUCUUCCUCAUCAACGACGAGCAGCAGGGCCCUGUGGCUUUCGAGGGUCUGGAAGGCACUUUCUAUCCCGCUGUCAGCCUCAAUCGCAAUGUGCAGGUGACGCUGCACACAGGCUUGCCCAUCCCGGAUUUCUACACUCCAGGAGAGGUGGAUCCGGCAGCUCACAUGUGCUAA
Nerophis lumbriciformis (worm pipefish) is the source of this 2223-nucleotide messenger RNA. NCBI's taxonomy places the organism in Eukaryota, Metazoa, Chordata, Actinopteri, Syngnathiformes, Syngnathidae. The record is from RefSeq and is a predicted model, not a curated record.